Molecule: messenger RNA, 748 nt
Organism: Lecanosticta acicola
Lineage: Eukaryota; Fungi; Ascomycota; Dothideomycetes; Mycosphaerellales; Mycosphaerellaceae
Source: the annotation of a GenBank genome assembly
AUGACCAACCCAAACAGCGCGCCGCAAACAGGAGGCGCACCGACCCCUCCACAGGAAGAACCUCCCAAGAACGCCUACGCAGCCUACGUUCCCCACGACCUCAAAUACAGCACCGCAUUCGAAGACGCGAUCAUGGCAAUAGUCAACAACCCGCCCUCCGAAAGCCAAGACAGCGGCAUUCGAAUCAUCCCGGAAGACAGCAGUGAGAUCCCCGUGGAAGGCAUCAGCGUGAAAGCAGACGCGAUUUCAUGGCAGAGUCUACCUGAGGUUCGAGAGGAGGAAUUGCCGUUACCGCUGGAAGAUGGACGGAGGGUUUUCCGGAGUCCGGUGAGGGGGGUGAGGGUCACGCAUCCUGGUGAGUUAGAAACCCUAUUAAAAGCGGUGGGAUGGAAGCUGUGGGUACUAAAGCGUGCGAAAUCUAGGAGGCUACCUACACGGCGGACCCGGUCUCGAUCCGGAAAUGGACACAUUCGCGGAAGAUUUCCUGCAGCGCAAUGCCGCGAACACGAACGAUGCGCAAACCCUCCGCGCGGCGCAGCAGGACGAGAUUGCACAGAGUAUUGGCGAGUUGAAGCAGAGGAUGCGGGAGCGACAGAGGGCGAUUGAGAGCAAUGAGCGGAUUGAAAAGGAAUUGAAGAGGAUGCGGGAGGAGCAUGAGAUGGAGAUGAAGGUUCAUCGGCAGUUGGCGGAGAAGAGGAAGGCGAAGAAGGAGGCGAAGGAGAGGGAGCGGGCUGGGAAGGGAGGCUAG